Messenger RNA from Centruroides sculpturatus (bark scorpion), 1855 nucleotides. RefSeq lists its product as uncharacterized. The coding region runs from base 598 to 1359 and encodes 253 amino acids. The transcript has 2 exons. Lineage: Eukaryota; Metazoa; Arthropoda; Arachnida; Scorpiones; Buthidae. The record is from RefSeq and is a predicted model, not a curated record.
AUCGCUCAUCUUUUAUAUAAACUUAUAUGUAUUUUAUGGUUGGAAAACUAUUGAAGUAGCAAUCGAAAGUGCUUUUAUUGUCGGUCUGGUAACUAUUGUGCGACAAUACUUUUAUAUUCGAAUGACACAUUAUUUAGGAAAUUCGUCACGUCGUAUGGUGACGUUUACGCCGUUAUUUUCAUACAUUUCGAACUUUCCUUUCCAUUAUAAACCUAUUCUUAUCGGCCCCGAGUCUAGAUUUAGGUUAGAAUAAAUGAUCUACUGAUCUGAACUUUAUUCUUAUAGUCGUUAUUUGUUAUGAUUCUUGUCCUAUCUCUUAUUAUUUAGUCUAUUGUUGUUGUUGCUCAGCUUUUUUUAAAAUUAUUCAACCGUUUCUUUGAAUUAUUUUGGACGUAUGCCAUCACUCUUCGCUCGUGUCCGUACUCUUUCCUACAGCUUUUUAAUGUCAGAAAAAUUUCCCUAAAUAAAUUAAUUUUUUAAAAAAAAAGUAGAGGCGAAUUACGUCAAAAGAAAAUCCGAAAUGAAAGUGUUAGGCCAUAUAAGCCAAGGAUAUUUUACAUCGUUAGAUCGUCUCGGAAUUCGUGUCAUUAAGAUAAGAUGGAAAGAAACAUCCCAGACGUUAGAGACAUUUUCGGAGGAUACAAAAUGGACGAUGCCAAGCAGGACUUGUGCAUCUACGAUCAUUCACCUCGCAGUCGCAGAAGAACAGGCAGGAAGAUAUCCGAAUAUAUGGAAGAUGACACUUCGGAUUCCAUGGACGAUGGCCACAAUAAUAUAACUAAUGGACGAACGGGACACGAGAAAAGACACGAAAAACGCAACAAUAGAUCGACCAAUAACGAAGAAUAUAAAUCGGAGAGGAAUAAAAAAGAUUAUUCGACUAAAACACUAACAGACAGGGAUAUAAGACACUUGGAAAGACAUUUGUCCAUGAAAAAGACAAUCAGGAAACAAAUCAGCCGAAAUCUAGCUAAAGCAUUCGUGGAAGAUCCCAAAGCACUUCAGACUGACACUCCCCAGAUGCAGACUUCUAAUCAUCAAGCUAAACAGAGAGAAGUGGAUCAAUGUUUCACUCUUACACGUGCUAAGUUAGCUAAAUCGGAACAGAAUGUGUUAGACAUGUUGAAAGAAUGCAGGGAUCCCGAAACGGAUUCGGGACAUUCCAGCCCCGUGCAUCACAGUAGCUGCGAAGACGAAGCAACUUUGAACGACGACUACGAACAACAGAGGGCGAAAUCACGUCAGAACAGAAUAGAAGAAUCUCAAAAACUACAAAACAGAAAAGACCCCGUACCCACCAACGAAAGUCGAUUUUCAUUUUGGAGAAUGUUUAAUGUAUUAGGUAGAGGGAAACGAUGAUGUUACAGAAUUAAAUUCUCCUAUUGGAUACACGUCUCUAAAAGGGUCGGCUCCCGGAUAAACGGGAGCGACUACAGACUGAUCUCUAGCCAAAUUAGAACCGUCUGUUAAAAGAAAAAAAGAUAUACGAGAUAAAACACAAAACAUCUUUUUCUAAUUUUUAUUCCUAGUUUGAAUGGCCAUAUGUGUAAUUUCAUUAAGGUGAGGUAAAUGCUUUUUAAUCGUCCGUGUCACAGCUUUAUGUAUAGAUGUAGUUUCUACAUGUUCUCAUCUUGGGUAAGGGGAAUCAUCUAGUCACGCUUGACAUCAUGCUGAAGAGCAGUAACCUAAUUUUAUAUAUGUAUAUUUUAUAUUAGGUGAGAUAUUUAAAAAAAAAAGAAAGAACUUUAUCUAGAUUAAUAGAAACAGUUUUACAUCUUAAACUGUAUAUAAAUGAAUUUUGAGCUUUCCUCUCAUUAAAUUGAUGAUUUCAAUAAAUAUCGAAUAACACAAUUUA